Blepharisma stoltei is the source of this 1733-nucleotide messenger RNA. NCBI's taxonomy places the organism in Eukaryota, Ciliophora, Heterotrichea, Heterotrichida, Blepharismidae. The record is from the annotation of a GenBank genome assembly.
AUGCAAAGACCAUUUUUACAAAGCGCAUCACCAUAUCCAGAAAAUUGGCGAAAAAAUGUGACUCAAAUAAUAAUUAUUAGAAUGGGAAGCGGCUGCUGUAAACACGCAGUUGAAGAAAACGAGCAAGAAAAUGCAAGUGCGAAGUAUGAAGAGACAGGAACCGUUAGCUUAAGCACAAGCUUCACAGUCCUUGAAGAAAACUACGAGUCCAUACCAAAUCUACUCAAUAAAUGGUCACCAAAAAAUAUAAAAUCAGAGAGUGGGCUCUCAGGACUGGAAAAUGUAGGGAACAGCUGCUAUCUUAAUGCAGCUUUACAAUGCUUAUUUAACUGCCAACCACUCGUGGAUUAUUUUUUAUCUGACAUUUACAAAAAAGACAUAAAAGCGUCAGUAACGAAGAAAGGACAGGCCACAGCGGCAUUUGCUGAAAUUAUUAAAACCUAUUGGAGUGAUCAGUUUGACAUAAUCGUGCCUAGCUUCUUCGCCCAAGAGAUUUGAAAUCUGGCCCCAACUAUUGAAGCUGGCAAAGAAAACGACGUCCACGAACUGAUGUCGUUCCUACUGGACCGCCUUGACCAAGAUUUAAAUCGGGCUUUUAUUAGUCCAGCUCUCGCAAACAUAGACAUUAAUGACAAUACACAAGAAAUGAAAGCAGCUAAGGCUUGGCAAAUGCAUUUAAGCUGUCAUUCCUCUGUAAUCGUUGAUCUCUUCCAAGGACAACUUAGAUCAACAGUUACUUGCAAAGAAUGCGAAUUUCAGUCACAAAAGUUCGAUGAGUUUUCCUCAUUAAGUCUUCCAAUACCACACAGAUCUACUUCUUUUACACUUAACGACUGUUUAAAAGAAUUCACGACUAAAGAAGAGCUAGAAAAGGCUUGGUUUUGCCCUAAAUGCGACAAAACUGUUAAAGCUUUCAAGAAGUUCGAUAUAUGGAAAGUUCCGCCAAUUUUGGUGAUCCAUUUAAAGAGAUUCAAAUUAAAUGGCAAAGAAAUCCAAAAAAUCCACAAUUUUGUGGACUUUCCCAUCCAUGGUUUAAAUUUGAGCAAGUUCGUAUCUAGUACACAGCUAGUUAUUUAGAUUUAGAGUGUUUUUUUUCGCAGGAUGAUCUACUCCUUUAAAUCUUUCAAGUGCUAAUGUCAGCAGCUAUCUUGUAUUGUUGCAUUCCAGAAGGCUCACUAAAAAGGCCAGAAAGUUUUCAUUAAGGUUAUUGAUCCCACCUAAGCUUAGCUCCAGCACGAGGCUCACCUAAAGAUUUUUCUCCUCAGACAUGCUAGGCAGAAAGAGCUAUUUAUUUUUUUGGACUGCCGAAAUACCUUAAACAGUGUUUCAUAUUGGCCAUGCGAAUAAAAGUACACAUUGAAAACUGAAACUUAUAGUAAUAAUACAUCGCGGAGGAGGAUAGCACUCGGAGAUAAUAAAUUCGGUACUUAGCCAUUUUUUAUUAUUUAUAUCUAUUACACAAAAGGGAAAAGCCUGUUUACGAUUUAUUUGCAAAAAUAGAUCAUGAAGGAGACAUGGGAUCUGGACAUUAUACAGCGACAGCUAAAAAUAGGAAUAACAAUUCCUGACAUUUAUUUGAUGACUCUAAUGUUUAUUCAGUCCUUCCACAACAGAGUGUGGAUGAAAACGCGUAUGUUUUAUUCUAUCAGAAAGUUAGUGUAGACAAGUACUUUAGGCAAUCAAAAAACAUGCCAAACUAUUGACCUCAUGUUUUGCAGAGAAAUUCGGUAUAA